AUUACACCUGUUCGUCUGUAAGAAAAUGUACGUUACAACAAUACAAGCAUGACGCACCAGAAUCACCAAACUAACGGCGCCAGUUUGGAAGAUUGCCACACAAACUUCUUCGCUUUGACCGACCUAUGCGGUAUAAGAUGGCGUCAAUUGGUUCUCGGUGAGCGGCCAAAUGCGGCCGGCGAUCCGCUCGACGAUCCGGUCGUGCGCUCCUACUCGAAAUGUCUCGCCGUCGACAUACUGUGCGUGUGGCGAAGGGUGGUCGCACCCAAGCCCAAACCAAAACCCGAACCGGACCCGAGCAACAUGUUCGACAUGAGCAUACCGGGCACCGGUAACAGUGGUUCCGUCGUCCAUCCGCCUCUCUCGCUGACCGCCGCCAAGGAGCUGUGGAUCUUCUGGUACGGUGAGGAACCGGACUUAACCGAUCUGGUUGCACCCGAGCUGCUCAACUCGUCCGAAGCCGGCGACAAAGGCUCCUGGGAGAAUGGACUCUCGUACGAGUGCCGUUCGUUAUUAUUUAAGGCGUUACACAAUGUGAUUGAAAGAUGCUUAUUAUCGCGAGGAUUCGUACGUAUUGGCAGGUGGUUCGUGCAUCCCAGUUCGAACAGCGAAGGAGUGUUUGGGAAAAGCUCACAUCACGCAUCAUUUUCGUUCACUUUCUUUGUGCACGGAGACAGUACGGUGUGCACCUCGAUGGAUAUAAGGGAACAUCCACCGGUGCGGUUGCUUACCAUGCGACAUCUCGAAGAGGCGCAACAGGCGCAACAGGCUGGCCCAAGUACCGGCUCAAACGGUGGACCGACCAGUCCUACACCGGCCGGAGUGAACGGAGGUAGCUCAAACACUCCCGCAUCGCCCGGUGUUGGCGGUGCAGCGUCUGGAAGUGGUGGCAAUGCCAAUGGAUCGACAACGACGGAUGCUAUCGAACCGCGGGAGGUGAUACUGGCACCGUUCGGGCUGGCCGGUACGCUGACCGGCCAAAGCUACAAAGCGAGCGAUCCGCACGUCCAGAAGAUGCUCGACGACUGGAGUGCGUUCUAUCCGAUCUCGAACAAGCUCAGCGGCAUGGAAGACGGCUCUGACAAUGUGCCUCCGAUGGUGGAGAUCCUCGUCGGGAAGUUAAAGAUGCGGUACCCCACAAAGUACGUGCUGGUCGCCGAUAUGGACGACUGGACGUCAGCGAACGAUACGCGGAGCAAUAGUAGAAGUAAUAGUAAUAAUAGCACUAGCAGUAAUAAUACCAACAGCAAUCAAUCCGCAACACCAGUCACGGCGAUACCCUCCAUCGCAGCAUCCGUUCUCAGCCGUGUCAAUAACGCUAGCGAGCGGUCCAGUGGCGCCAUCAACACAACCAGCAAUCAACCGGCGACGGGAAACAGCAACAGCAGUAACAGUAAUCCUUCUACGGCACGCAACAAAGACUCGCCGAACGAGAGCAGUUCGGUAGCGGCAUCCCCCACCGGUACGCUACGCCAGCGAAAUCACCAUAAAUCCAUGAUGACCCCACCGCUUACGGUGCCGGAAUCGCCCUCAAACGAUCUCGGUAAUCCGCUCAGUAUGUCGUCGGCACUGAUCAACAAGUCGCCGGCCAUCAUCCUGCCGGAGCGUGUCUGGCAGGACUGCGUAAUGCACGCGUCACCAUCACCGUCGCCGAUGUCUUCAUCGUCUGCAAAUGGCAGCACAUCCGCAGCUAAUAAUGGAAGCCAAACGAUCAGCACGACACCCGGCAGUGGUGUAACGAUCAAAACGGAACCAAAGGAUACCAGUAGUGGCAGCAGUAGUGGUAACACCUCCAAUACAGCGACCGGCAGCAAUAGUACCAGCAGUGGUGGCGGUGAUGAAAACUCCUCCGGUGCUGCCAACGGAGUCGAUGCGAACGGGAACUCUUCCGUGUGGGAGAUUAGCGACCCAACGGUGAAAGUGACCUGCUGCUGUAUCAAGUGUUGCAAGAGACCACCAUCUUCCUCGUCGUCCACAUCGACGUCCUCGUCGUCCACUUCGUCCACGGCAAGUGGACGUGUCUCGCAGCAUCAGCAGCAUCAGCAACACACGAUCGGUGCAGCAGUAAGCUCAUCAUGCUCGUUAAGCACGGCAGGCAGUUUGGCAAAUCUGUACUCCUCCAAUCCAUCUCCCAAAUCGUCCUAUUCGAUCACUUACGCCGGAAGUGUUGGUGGUGGUAGUAACCGUGGUGAGAAGUCCAUCCACGGACAUCAGUAUCACCACUACCAUCACCAUCAUGGAGCAGGCGGCAGUCAAUCGGCUAAGGAUCAUCAUCACCAUCACCAUCAUCAUCACCGUCCGCAAAGGAUUGCCUUCCAUAAGCGAGCCCCGCAGGAGGCUCUGUUCCGUCCCGGUACCAAACCGAUGAGCUUAUCUGCUGCAGCCGACGCAUUAGCUGCUGCUGUUGCUGCUGCUGCGUCUUCUUCGACGGCCGUCAACGCCGCUGCCACUUCGCCUGGAGCCGUUUCUUCCGGUGACAGCGCAGCCGAUUCGCUCGAACUGGCCGACUCGUGCUUAAGGUCAAACCAAAACUGUGCCGCCAAUAGUAAUAGUGGUUCCGGUGGUACGAAUUCAACGGGCGCAGCCGCCGGCAGCACAACGCCUUACGGUGGGCCACCUUCCUACUGUCGCAACCCGAUGUCAAUCGGUGAUUCGCAUCCGCUUCCAUCAGAAGGUUCGCCGGCCAGUGCGGCACCAUCCCCGAUGCAACCGUCGUCGGUAUCUCAGCCAACAUCGGUACCAUCCGGUGAUCAGCUCAUCACAAUGUCUCCACAUCCACCUGCCUCGAACAAUCCGCGCAGCGUACAACCGGGUACGCCCUGUUUGGAUCAUCUGGACAAGAACACACCGGCACCGACACCGACCGAUCAACACGACAGUAAAAGCAUCAAUGCCUCACCGUAUCACACACCGUCCCAUCCGGGCGGUGGUGGUGGUUCGACCGGUUCGACCGGUAACUCCACCGAAGCGCAGCAGCAACAGCAACAAUCGCAAAGCAACUCGAAUAUGGGAAAUUCGUCUAGCAGUAGUAGCACCGGCAGCAACAGCUCCUCAAACAGUAGCUCUCUAAACGCGCUAAAGACAUCACCCCGAAGCAAUACGUUGUCGUCCGGCAUCGGUAACCUUAAGGUGCGUUCCGAGUCAUCGCUCGGCGCCGGAGGUUCGAUCGGCAGUGGUGGUGGUGUACCGAUGACGCCAAGCAUCCAUAGCGUGUACAGUUCCGCGCAUCAGACGGCCAUGGCGAACAAUCUGGCGAGGAAACGGGAAUCGAUACUGCAAAUGCUGCAAUCAUUGAAACGACCAUCACUGUUUUGCAAAGAUUAUGAGACUUUGCAAAGCGAGGACAUACCCAGCACGUCGCAGCUACUGUACGAUUAUACGUGCGUUGAUGCAUGGAUGAAUCAUCCCGUAAAGCGGAUGCGGCUAGCAAUGGAGGAAAAUCGUCUUGUGAAAAAGAUUCGGAAUCUCGAUCUGUACGCAAACGAGCAUAGCCGUACGAUGACGACGAGUUUUGGUGUUAGUGCUACGGCAAUGCCGGGAAGUAACAGUGUUGGGAACGUUGUCGGUGCCAAUGGAAUGCUCAUGAAGAGUGGUACAUCGGGUGAUUCGACCGAUCCGCUCGUGGAAACGCUCGGUGGUCAUAACGGUGGUAGCGGAGGAGGUGCCUGUGAUAAUGGCACUGGAAACAAUGGCCAACCUCUUCUUGGACAGAUCAAGAUGGAACUCGGCUGUGACGGCAGCGGAGGAGGAGUUGUUGGUCGUGAGGGAGCGGCCGGUGUUGCCGGUAGUGGAAUAGGAAGUGCCAACGGAACACCCGACCGGAACGGACCAUCCUCCGGCAACGGAGACGGUGCCCUGCUCGGGGAGCAUGAAAUCAAGAAAGAGAAGGAAGAAAAGGGUCCCUUUUUAACGGACCAAGAUCUGCAACCGUCGAUCGAUGAUCUGAAUCAGAUCUUCGAUGACGGUGGCCCAUUUAACGACGAUCCGGACCUGCACAAUACUCCGCCCGGGUCGAAUAAGAGCUGCAGCGGAAGUGGCGGUUUCUCGGAGGAAGGCAAGCGCUUCCCGAGCUCGAACCAUCAUUCGGUGAACAGCGGCAUGUUGAGUCCGAAGGAACUGUCGCAGAUGUUCCCGACACCGCCAAGUUUGGAUCCGCACCCGAACUCCAGUCCCGGUGGUGGUGGAUGCCUUUCGGAUGGUGGAAUUGCCAUCGAUACACUGGUCGAUCUACAAAUGUCGCUGUCGUCCGGGAUCGGUAGUGGGCCGGGAACUGGACCGACCUUGCCAAACCUGGGUAGCCCUCAGGAGGAACCGAUCGAUGAUUGGUCUUUCGUGUUUUUGCCUCCACCUUUAUGUCCGUACGUGGGUUCGUCCAAGUACGCACCACUACCGAGUUUGCCGAGCCAGCUAAUAAUACCACAAAUCCCAACCAGCACCUGCACCAAACUGGUAUACAAAUCGACCCGGCAGAAGCAAAAAGAACAAGCGGCUGCCGAACGGGAAAAGCAAAAGUUACGCGAACAGGCAGAACGGGAACGAGAGCAGCAGCAGCAACAGGACCAACAGCAGAACAGCACUCAGUCGGAUAGUAACAAUACCCAGAGCAGCGGGCCAAAUGGUACGUCCGCGGGGGGUAUUGGUGGUCCUGCUAGUGGCAUUGGGUUAGGAUUACUUCCAAUUAUCAAGCAAGAACUGGGUAACUUAACCAUCCCGCAACCUUUGAGCACACCAAACUCCCUCCUCGGGGGAUUAAACAACCUGAACGGAUCGAUCAGCCAUCCGUAUUCGAACCCACCGUCACAGGGCGCCCAAUCUCAGCCCCAUUCGCGACCACCGUCGGUAAACUCGCUGCCCGGGGGUAUCAUCGGUAGCGGUGCGGGAAUGCUUAGUCCAUCGCCUGCUGGUGCUGGUACAUCCGGUGGUCUGUUCCAUCCGGGAAUGGGUGGAAUUCCGGUUCCACUGCGUCAAGGUAUGUCACCCAUAUCACCCGCCACACCUGGCGGAUCGAUGCGAGUACCGACGCCACAAGGUGGUUCGUGUCCACUACCAUACCCAUCGCCAUUAGGUGGAGCUGCCGCAGGCAGUCCGAACCCGAUGGGAUCCCUUAACUUCCGUCGCACGACACCGCUGCUUCCGCCGCCACCGUACGAUGUGGCUAUCGCCAGCCCGGCUAAUUCCGUCGCAACGCCUUCCUCCUACCACAGCAAACAAUUCCCGCUCGAUGGGGUGGACAACAGCGGGGGACCGGGCUCGAACCGUGGUCCAAUGACACCGUCCUCGACUGGAGGCGGACCGUUAGGUACAACCGUGAACCAACCGCUUUCGUCAACCGGUGGUGGUGUUGGAUGUGCGAGCGGUGUCAGCACGAACGGUGCACCGGGUGGUCGCAGUACGAACAUCGAAACGAACGCACUGCUAGUGAACAUUCUUUUAUACGAUACCGCACUGAACAUCUUCCGCGAUCACAACUUCAAAAGCUGUACGCUUUGUGUGUGUAAUGCCGGUGCAAAGUGCGUCGGUAACAUACGCGGCGCGGACAGUGGUUUGUACCUCGCACUGCCCGGUACGAACUGGAUGGACUCCGUCACAGCUCCACCGGAAACGACGGGCGGUAGCGGAGGCAGUGGAAAUGUUGGAGUAACUGGCGGCAGGAGCAAAGCGAGUGCCCUAGCACAUCUCGGACUCAGUGGCGGUAGCAGUAGUAGUGCCUUCGGUGGAAUGUUAGGAUCUCCGGCGAUUAGUUCAAACAGCGACAAAACGAUCACGAUCAAUACCGACAGCCUUCAGAAUGGAUAUCUGGAUGAGGAUCCGAUCGAUUGUCAGUGUGGUUUCAGUGCGGUGGUCAAUCGCCGAAUGGCUCACCGGGCAGGAUUAUUCUUCGAGGAUGAAAUGGAAAUCACGGGCAUGGCCGAAGAUCCGGCGGUACACAAGAAGAGUUCAUUGUUUGAAUUCCUCAACGGCACCGCUAAAGCGAUCAAGAUGGAAGAAUCGGGAAGCAGUGGAUCGAUUGGAACGCUGGCGACAGCCGGUGGAGCUUCUUCAACAAGUGGUAGCGCAAGUGAUAGUUUACCGCUAACGCUCAAAGUGAUGGAUCUGCUCAGGGAGCAGUGUUCCGUGGUGCAAAGUUCUAGCAAUUCCAUUCAUCGUGCAGUUAAUCGGUACCGUGGUGCACUGUUCGGCCGUGGAUCGGAAAGCGGGGCCGUACACCUGCUAGAGUACGUUGAUGCGAACGAUGUGAUCAGUUUAGCGUUGGAACAGGGACGACUGCAGGCAAUCAACGAGAGUAAGAUGGAUGUAGAUCAGCAGCAACCAGCAUCCGGCUCGUCAUCGUCUUCAUCGUCCAACACAGCGUGUGGUGCACUCGUAAAGGGUGGCACACUUAGAGGGAUUAUGAACGUCCACAAAUGGCCAUUCCUGCGUGCGGGUGGUCCGAAGAGUAAUCAGGACAUUGUGCGGAUAAUGAAAUCGAUGCAACCGCUCCUGCAGGAUGCUUUCCACAAACGUUGCACGACGCGACUGUGGGAUGCACCGUACACGAUACAGGGUCCACUUACGUGGAGACAGUUCCACCGGCUAGCUGGGCGCGGAACGGGCCAGUGUGAACCGCAACCGAUUCCAUCGCUGAUCGUGGGCUACGAGAAGGAUUGGCUAUCGUUGGCUCCGUACGCACUGCACUACUGGGACAAGCUGCUGCUGGAACCUUACUCAUAUCCGCGCGAUGUUGCGUACGUUGCGAUUGUCCCGGACAAUGAUUACGUGGUGGCGAAGGUGCGUACGUACUUCAAGGAGCUCAGCACUACGUACGAAAUGUGCAAGCUGGGUCGGCAUACACCGAUCAAAGGCUGGGACGGUAUAUUGCGUGUGGGCAGUCAGCGUGUGCUAAAGGAAACGCAAAACUCCAACCUGGACGAAUGGUUCACCAACAUGGGCGUCGAUCAGCAACGCAAGAAUGGCAACAGUUCCUCGUCGUCGUCAGGGUUAAAUGAGCUGCUACGGCUGUACGCUCAGACGUGUCAGCAGCAGCUGGCACCGUAUCUGUCGAAGGUACCAUCCGACAAGAGUUUGCUCGAUCCACCGGAGAGUCAUCACCAUACGUCGUCUUCAUCCUCGGCUUCGGCCUCAGUAUCGGGUGGUUCGUCAGGAUCGUCAUCGUUGGGCAGUGGAUCGAUGAAUCAACCGGGAGGAAAUGCUAUGGGACAGAAUCGAAACGAUGGUCCCGGCCAAAGUCCAAUGCCACCGCCACCACCGAGCACACCGGAUUCAUCACAACCCGGUGAUAAGGCUCCGAAUACUCCUAAAUUUGAUCAUGACUCUGAAAAUCGUGAUCAGCUGAAUACCUCUUCCGCCAGUCCUGCCGACGGCAUGCGAAUUGACGACGAUGGAAAAGAUCCGCCACAUAUCGUGCUGUACAUCGUAGAACCAUUUACUUGUGGAAGCGAUUCACCCGACGUGGAACGGUUGGCGUGCCUUUCGUUGCUGCGCUGCUAUUCGAAUAUUCUUAACGCAGUUCCGGAUUCGAUACGUAGCAAUAUUAGUGUUCAAAUUAUCUCUCUAGAAAGCAUUCUCGAGCUCGGUCGUAAUCGAAAUAGAUUACGUUUAAGUGACCACAUGCGUUGUCUGGCGCUGAGUGUGUUCUCUCAGAGCCGUAAGUAUCUCGCACACAUGAACACGGUUAAGAGCUUGACGGGAUUCGGAACGGCCGCUAAUGCAGAACAGUUUAUCAAGCGCAAGGACGACAAGAAUCGCGUACCGUACCGACUGUACACACCACCGUAUGUACUGGCAAGGUCAUGCGAGAAGAGCGAAAACACAGAGUCGUUCGGUAAGACGAGCAUGAAGCAACAAUGCUCCAUCAUGUACUGUAGCUACUGUUUGAGCGAGGAUCAGAGCUGGUUGCUAGCGGUUGCGACCGAUGAUCGAGGCGAGUUUUUGGAAACGGUCACGAUCAACAUUGACAUUCCGAACCGUGGUCGUCGGAAGCGUGCCUCGGCACGCCGGUACGGGUUGCAGAAGUUGAUGGACUUCAUCCUUGGGCUAAUCUCACAGACGGUACAACCGUGGCGUUUGGUUGUGGGCCGUAUCGGGCGCAUCGGACACGGUGAGCUGAAGGGUUGGAGUUGGCUACUGAGCAAACCGAACCUGCAGCGGGCGUCCAAACAUCUGAAGGACAUUUGCGAGCAGUGUUCGCUGAUGCAUCCGAUCGCCGUACCGAGCAUACUGAGCGCCUGUCUGGUGACGCUCGAGCCGGAUUCCGAUUUGCGCGUCAUGUCCGAUCAGUUUACGCCGGAUGAACGGUUCAGCCAGCGGUCAAUGCAAUCGCCCCUAUCGACGCCGCAGGAUGCGACCUGCACACACAUACUGGUGUUUCCGACCAGCGCCAAAGCACAGUCUGCCCAGGCGUCGUUCAGCGUGAUUGGAGAGUUGGAUUUGGGCGAGGAUCUCAACAUGGUCAUCAUGGAUGGGGACGACGACGAUGAUGGUAUCAACAUGAUGGACGUUUUCAAGUGCUGGGAUGAUUUACCGAUGCAGCAGAUCAACAUGCCACAUUCACGACCAGGUAGCCCUUCACAGUUUGAAGGCAACCAACAGAGCCCAGGCGAAAGUGGUUCUAAAGGUGCUGGGUCUCGUGAUGGCUACGGGUCACAGGAUUCGGAAGAGGUCGGUCUGGUGUUACAACAACCGCUAGCCAUCGGAUAUCUUGUGUCGACGGCUCCCACCGGUCGCAUGCCGGAAUGGUUCUGGUCGUCCUGCCCGCACAUGGAGAACGUAUGUCCGGUGUUUCUGCGUACGGCGCUGCAUCUGCACAGUCCCACCAUACUGCAAAACACCGACGAUCCGUUGCAGCAGAAUCAAUCGUCCACCGAACAUCCGCUGGACUCGAACAUUACGGCCGAUGUGUUGCGGUAUGUGCUCGAGGGCUACAAUCUGCUAUCAUGGCUGGCAAUGGACUCGAACACGCACGAUCGUCUGUCCUGUUUGCCGAUACAUGUACAGGUGCUAAUGCAACUGUACCACAUGACGGCUGCCCUGGCGUAA
This is a messenger RNA of Anopheles marshallii, 9036 nucleotides long. It is a transcript of the gene skd, whose product is annotated as mediator of RNA polymerase II transcription subunit 13. Gene Ontology annotation, cellular component: mediator complex. Gene Ontology annotation, molecular function: transcription coregulator activity. The record is from RefSeq and is a predicted model, not a curated record. Lineage: Eukaryota; Metazoa; Arthropoda; Insecta; Diptera; Culicidae. The transcript has 14 exons. Gene Ontology annotation, biological process: regulation of transcription by RNA polymerase II. The coding region runs from base 49 to 9036 and encodes 2995 amino acids.